This is a messenger RNA of Carya illinoinensis, 1803 nucleotides long. Its product is annotated as guanosine nucleotide diphosphate dissociation inhibitor 2. Bases 212 to 1546 code for a protein of 444 amino acids. The transcript is spliced from 13 exons. Gene Ontology annotation, molecular function: Rab GDP-dissociation inhibitor activity. Gene Ontology annotation, cellular component: cytoplasm. Gene Ontology annotation, biological process: protein transport; vesicle-mediated transport; small GTPase-mediated signal transduction. Lineage: Eukaryota; Viridiplantae; Streptophyta; Magnoliopsida; Fagales; Juglandaceae. The record is from RefSeq and is a predicted model, not a curated record.
GGCAUUUCCUCCAUCAUCAAACAAAGUAUCACCUCUCCUUCUCUCUCUCUCUCUCUCUCUCUCUCUCUCUGUGAACAAGUUUGUGGGAGUAUAUAUAUCUUGAGAAACAUUUGGCUUGCAAACCUCUAAAAACCCUUACCCUCCUUCCCUUUCCGUAUUUCUGGUUGUUUGUUCGUGGAUCUAUCUGGGAAGCCAAAGCGGCUCGAUCGCCAUGGAUGAAGAGUAUGACGUCGUAGUUUUGGGUACGGGUCUCAAGGAAUGCAUCCUUAGCGGCCUUCUCUCCGUUGAUGGCCUCAAGGUCCUGCACAUGGAUAGGAAUGACUAUUAUGGAGGAGAAUCAACAUCACUUAAUCUUGUUCAGCUCUGGAAGAGGUUCAGAGGAAAUGAUAAGCCUCCAGCACAUUUAGGCUCUAGUAGGGAUUAUAAUGUGGACAUGAUCCCUAAGUUUAUGAUGGCAAACGGCACUCUUGUACGCGUACUCAUUCAUACAGAUGUUACUAAGUAUUUGUACUUCAAAGCUGUUGAUGGUAGCUUCGUCUACAAUAAAGGAAAGAUUCACAAGGUUCCAGCAACUGACAUGGAGGCACUCAAAUCUCCACUGAUGGGUAUAUUUGAAAAGCGCCGAGCUCGCAAGUUCUUCAUUUAUGUUCAAGAUUAUGUUGAAAGUGAUCCCAAAACACAUGAUGGGAUGGACUUGACCAGAGUGAAAACUAGAGAACUAAUUGCAAAGUAUGGUCUUGAUGACAACACUGUGGACUUUAUUGGUCAUGCAUUAGCGCUUCACAGAGAUGAUCGCUACCUUGAUGAACCUGCACUAGAUACCGUGAAGAGAAUAAAGCUUUAUGAGGAGUCCCUUGCACGUUUUCAAGGAGGAUCCCCAUACAUAUAUCCUUUGUAUGGAUUGGGAGAGCUCCCCCAGGCGUUUGCACGUCUUAGUGCUGUUUAUGGUGGGACAUAUAUGUUGAACAAGCCUGAGUGUAAGGUUGAGUUCGAUGAGGAAGGCAAAGUUGUUGGUGUCACAUCAGAAGGGGAAACUGCUAGGUGCAAAAAAGUUGUUUGUGAUCCUUCAUACUUGCCGAACAAGGUUAGGAAGGUUGGCCGGGUUGCAAGGGCAAUUGCCAUAAUGAGCCACCCCAUCCCCAACACCAACGAUUCUCCUUCAGUGCAGGUUAUCCUGCCGCAGAAGCAGUUGGGACGCAGAUCGGACAUGUACCUUUUCUGUUGCUCUUACUCCCACAAUGUUGCUCCAAAGGGAAAAUUUAUUGCAUUUGUAUCAGCAGAGGCAGAGACUGAUCAUCCUGAGACUGAACUUAAGCCAGGAAUUGACCUUCUGGGACCUGUCGAUGAGAUAUUCUUUGAUAUUUAUGACAGAUUUGAACCAGUCAAUGAACCAUCUCUGGAUAAUUGCUUCAUAUCCACAAGUUACGAUCCAACAACUCACUUUGAGUCGACUGUCACAGAUGUACUCAACAUGUAUAGCAUGAUAACUGGAAAGAUUCUUGAUCUCAGUGUGGAUUUAAGUGCUGCCAGUGCUGCAGAAGAAUGAGGAUUGACGAACACUACUUUUGGUGCUUGAACUGAUAAUUCUGCUUUAUUCCAAGUUCCUCAAGAGUGUCAAAGUUGCCAGUCAAGAAAGUCGCAUUAUGCCUCGUCUGUCUUGUUUUCUUUUUCUGUCUUAGACCAUAUAUUAUUGUGAUAAAAUGUUGUUGUCAUACGUACUCCAUGUGUAGAUUUAAGACAUGCAUCAGAAGAUGCACUUAUGGUGGCAGCUUUGAAAUGAAACUUACUUAGAAUUGCAUUGUA